This is a messenger RNA of Mollisia scopiformis, 3585 nucleotides long. Its product is annotated as ARM repeat-containing protein. The transcript is spliced from 11 exons. The record is from RefSeq and is a predicted model, not a curated record. Gene Ontology annotation, molecular function: small GTPase binding. Lineage: Eukaryota; Fungi; Ascomycota; Leotiomycetes; Helotiales; Mollisiaceae. Gene Ontology annotation, cellular component: nuclear envelope; cytosol. Gene Ontology annotation, biological process: protein import into nucleus. Bases 112 to 3279 code for a protein of 1055 amino acids.
GAGCCAGAAAAAGAUCACCUCCAACACAAUAUUGACCUUCCACUUCAAGUCUUCAGCUUUGGCUGUAAUCUUGUCAUACCAACCAUUACUGCACAGCGCCUCCAUCUCGAAAUGGAUGUGGCCUCCUUGCGCGGUCGCAUUGUCGACACUUUGAGCGCAGACACCGACGCUCGACGUCGCGCUGAGCUGGAUCUCAAGACAGCGGAGGAGCAUCCUGGCUUUACAGAUGCUCUCCUAGAUAUCUUGCAAGCGGAGCAAGAAGCUUCCAUUCGCAUGUCGACCGUUGUUUACCUCAAGAAUCGCGUCACUCGAGGAUGGUCCCCGAAUGAGGAGAACCAACAGAAUAAACCUAUACCCGAAGACGAGAAGCAAAGAUUUCGGGAACGACUGUUACCCGUCCUAGCUGCCUCCCAGCCUCAGAUCCGCCAGCAGCUCGUGCCGGUCCUCCAAAAGAUUCUCCAUUUUGACUUUCCCGAGAAGUGGCCCGCCUUCAUAACCAUCACCGUCCAGUUGCUAAACGCGAAUGAUGCGCCAUCUGUCUUUGCUGGCUUGCAGUGCCUGCUUGCCAUUUGUCGCGUGUUCCGCUUCAAAUCUGGAGAGAAUCGAACCGACUUCGAUAAGAUUGUAGAGUUGACCUUCCCUCGACUGUUGGUAAUUGGGCAGGGCCUGGUGAACGAGAUGAGUCAGGAUGCAGGAGAAAUGCUACACAUUGUCCUAAAGGCUUACAAGCAUGCCACCUUUUUCGAAUUAGCAACCUCUUUAAGAGAACACCAGGUGGUAGUCGGCUGGUGCUCUCUCUUCCUCCAAACAGUUGCAAAGGAGGUCCCUCCCACCGCUCUGCCUGAAGACUUGACAGACCGUGAGGCCAAUCACUGGUGGAAGGCCAAGAAAUGGGCCUACUUCAACCUGAACCGUCUGUUCGUUCGCUAUGGUAAUCCACAAUCAUUGCAGAAAGGCAACGGAGAGGACUAUACUGCCUUCGCCAAGAACUUCAUAGCCAAUUUUGCACCAGAGAUCCUCAAAGGAUACCUCUCGCAGAUUGAGAAGUGGGUGUCAAAGACAACAUGGCUCAGCAGGCCUUGUCUGUCAUAUACCCUUGUCUUCUUGGACGAAUGUGUACGACCCAAAGAAAUGUGGACUCAUCUCAAGCCACAUCUCGACUCUUUAGUAACCCAUUUCCUAUUUCCUGUGAUGUGUCUCUCCGAGGACGAUGUUGAGAAGUUCGAGACAGAUCCGGAAGAAUACCUGCAUCACAAGUUGAACUUCUAUGAGGAGGUCUCAGCACCUGACGUGGCGGCAACAAACUUUCUAGUUACUCUGACCAAGGUUCGCAGAAAGCACACCUUUACGAUUCUUACGUUCGUGAACAAGAUAGUUAGCGAGUAUGAGACUACGCAAGAUGAUAAGAAGAAUCACAUCGCCAAGGAAGGGGCUUUGCGUAUGAUUGGGACUUUAUCCAGCGUCAUCCUGGGUAAGAAGAGCCCGAUCGCUGAGCAGGUGGAAUAUUUCCUGGUCCGAUUUGUCUUCCCAGAUUUCCGCAGCCCACAAGGAUUUCUGCGUGCGCGAGCUUGCGACACAGUGGAGAAGUUUGAGCAACUUGACUUCAAGGACCCAAAUAAUCUUCUCAUUAUCUACCGCAACAUCUUGGAAUGCAUGGCAGACCCAGAUCUUCCUGUCCGCGUCGAAGCUGCUCUUGCACUUCAACCUCUCAUCAGACACGAUAUCAUUCGCACCAACAUGCAACAGAACAUACCACAGAUCAUGCAACAACUUUUGAAGCUUGCGAAUGAGGUUGAUGUGGAUGCUUUGUCGAACGUGAUGGAGGAUUUCGUGGAGGUCUUUGCUACCGAAUUGACACCAUUCGCUGUGGCUUUGAGUGAGCAAUUGCGGGACACAUAUCUACGGAUUGUGCGGGAGCUAUUGGAAAAGAACGAGAAGCGAGAUGACGAGGAUGGUGGAUACGGAGAUUACCUAGAUGAUAAGAGCAUCACUGCUUUGGGUGUGCUGCAGACCAUAGGCACUUUGAUCUUGACCUUGGAAAGCACCCCAGACGUCCUUUUGCACAUGGAGUCGAUCCUGAUGCCGGUUAUCCGAGUAACAUUAGAGAACAAAUUAUAUGACUUGUACAACGAGGUCUUCGAGAUUAUCGAUAGCUGUACUUUUGCCGCAAAAUCCAUCUCACCAACCAUGUGGGAAGCAUUCGAGCUAAUUCACGCUACUUUCAAGGCUGGCGCAGAGCUUUACCUCGAGGACAUGCUGCCUGCACUUGAUAAUUUCGUCCAGUACGGUGCCCACCAUCUGGCCUCGACUCCGCAAUAUCUGGAUGCAAUGUUUUCGAUGGUUUCGGACAUGUUCGCCGACGAGAAGGUUGGGGGGGUUGACAGAAUUUGUGCCUGCAAAUUAGCUGAGGGUAUCAUGCUCAGUCUUCGGGGUCAUGCUGAUCAAUACGUUGUGGCCUUUGUUGAGAUUGCAAUGCGUGUGCUCACAAACACCGAGGUUAAGGUCAAGUCGUACAAGAUUCACCUGAUGGAAAUGGUCAUUAAUGCCAUAUACUACAAUCCGGUUCUCACUCUCCAGGUCCUUGAGACCAAGGGAUGGACCAACAAGUUCUUCAGCCUGUGGUUCUCCAAUAUUGACAGCUUCACCCGAGUCCACGACAAGAAGUUGUCUAUCGCAGCAAUUGUGGCAUUACUUACCCUGAAUGCUGAUCAAGUACCUGUCAGUGUCCAACAAGGCUGGCCGAGACUUCUACAGGGAAUCGUGCGCUUAUUCCAGACUCUUCCGGCGGCCACGAAGAAUCGCGAAGAAGCCCUCAAAGAUGACUAUCCUCUUGACCACUCAGAGUAUUCUGAAGAAGAUGAUGAUGAGUGGGCUGGUGACGAUUCCGCCUGGAAUGAAGAAGAAAACGAGGCAGAGGAGACGAGCGAUGUCAAAGAUGAAAGCACCGCCUAUCUUGAGUUCUUGAAUGAAGAGGCACAGAAAUUCCAGAAUCUCGAGGACAACGAUUCAGACGAUGAGCUUGGAGAGGAGAGUCUACUUGAGACACCUCUUGAUAAGAUCGAGCCAUACCAGCUCUUCCGAAAUGCCCUUGCGAAACUCCAACACGAACAACCUCAACUAUACGAGUCCCUGACAACAAAUCUCACAGCUCCAGAGCAAGUCAUCGUUCAAGGAGUCAUUCACCAAGCUGAAGCAAACGCCACACAAUUCGCGGCUCAACAAGCAGCUUUGGCCGCAGGUCAAGUUCCUGGCGCGGCUGUGAAUGGUAGCGCACCGUGAGUCUAGAAUGAUUAUUAUGAAAUCGGAGCGGAUUACACUGGUUGCUCAAGCGUGCGUGCAUGGGCUGGCGUUCUUGAUGUCGAAAUUUGGGAUCAGCUUCAUUGCUCUGGACUGGAAAUGCGGAUGGUCAUCUCUGCUUUGGGAGGUGAUUUCGUGGAUGCAAAACCAAUACUGCUUGCUGGGUGGAUAAGUGGAUGGAGUUGUGAGAUUAAGAAGCGCAAGUAUUGAGAGAGUGAGAGAAGAGUGGAGACGCAUAGUGCCCCGAUAGGUAGAUACCUCGAUUGAGUAGAUGAUACAUACCAAUGG